This is a messenger RNA of Nakaseomyces glabratus, 648 nucleotides long. RefSeq names its product nucleotide diphosphatase. NCBI's taxonomy places the organism in Eukaryota, Fungi, Ascomycota, Saccharomycetes, Saccharomycetales, Saccharomycetaceae. Gene Ontology annotation, molecular function: nucleoside triphosphate diphosphatase activity. The record is from RefSeq and is a predicted model, not a curated record.
AUGUUAAGCGAGUUACUCGAAAGUUACGACUUUAUACUUGCCAGUUCAUCCCCAAGAAGGUAUGAGAUUAUACAUGAUAUCCUGGGCAUCGAUAAGCUUGACACUAUGAAACCUUCCUUCGAGGAAGACCUCGAUAAAAGCAAGUACACAAACAAUCCUAUCCAAUAUGUUAUAGAUACUUGUAAAGGUAAAGCCGAUGGCAUCUGCGAUGACUUGAAGAGUCACCAAAAGUCCUUUGACAAACCGCAAGUAGUCAUCUGUGCGGAUACAAUUGUCCUAGAUGCCAACAACAAAAUAUAUGAGAAGCCUUCCAGCCGAAACGAUUUGAUAAAGAAUCUGCAUUGGUUCUGUUAUGAGACUAAGGAGCCUGUUCGUGUAGUCACAGCGGUGAGUGUAAUUGUCUACAAGUCUCCGACGGAAUAUAGAGUGACGGAAUUCCAUGACCAAACUGACAUGUACUUCGAUUCUAACAUACCAAGCAGCUUUAUCGAAGAGUAUUCGAGGAACGACGCUGCCUUGAACGCUGCAGGUGGUAUUAUGAUCCAAACGUCAUGCGGGGCCAUGGUGAACCGCAUAGACGGCGACUACUACAACAUCAUGGGACUGCCAUUGAACAAACUGGUGAUCGAGCUCAAUAGGCUACUAUAG